AUGUACUCUCCUGAACUUCAAAAACAUCAACGAGUUAUUUCACAUGCUCGCAAAUUGGAAGGCAAAGUAGCAAUCAUCACCGGGGGUGCCAGCGGAAUCGGAGAGAGCACCGCAAGACUGUUUGUUUAUCACGGCGCCAAAGUCAUCAUCGCCGAUGUCCAAGACGAGCUUGCUCUAUCCCUCUGCAAAGAACUCGACCCGGACCAAGAAUCCAUUCCGUACGUCCAUUGCGAUGUCACAAUCGAUUCCGAUGUGAAAAAUGUUGUAGAUGUGGCAAUCUCCAACUACGGAAAACUCGAUAUCAUGUACAACAAUGCUGGCAUACCCGGGAACUUGGACCCGACGAUUUUAGGUGCUGAUCACCAGAACUUCAAGCAAGUGUUUGAUGUGAAUGUUUACGGGGCUUUCUUGGGCGCCAAGCAUGCUGCUAGGGUUAUGAUCCCUGCGAAAAAUGGCAGCAUUCUCUUCACUUCGAGUGUGACAUCGGCUAGUUGUGGUGAGUCUUCACAUGCCUAUACGAUGUCGAAGCACGCGGUGGUGGGGCUUAUGAAGAGUUUAUGUGUGGAGUUGGGGCAGUAUGGUAUUAGAGUUAAUUGCAUUUCUCCAUGCGCUAUGGCUACUCCAUUGUUAACAAAUGCCAUGGGUUUGGAGAAGAAUGUGGUGGAGGAAUUGAUUUGUGCUUCGGCUGUAUUGAAAGGAGUUGUGCCCAGAUCAGAGGAUGUAGCCGAUGCUGCAGUGUUCUUGGCCAGCGAGGAGUCGAAGUUUGUCGGUGGACUAAACCUUCUUGUUGAUGGGGGUUAUAGCACUACCAACCAAUCGUUCAGUAGGGUUCUGAGGAAUGUGAUGUCCUCAAACCAAGUUUUGUAA
Messenger RNA from Fragaria vesca subsp. vesca, 867 nucleotides. Its product is annotated as momilactone A synthase-like. NCBI's taxonomy places the organism in Eukaryota, Viridiplantae, Streptophyta, Magnoliopsida, Rosales, Rosaceae. The record is from RefSeq and is a predicted model, not a curated record. Gene Ontology annotation, molecular function: oxidoreductase activity, acting on the CH-OH group of donors, NAD or NADP as acceptor. The coding region runs from base 1 to 867 and encodes 288 amino acids. The transcript has 3 exons.